AUGUCUUCGUCAUCAGAAAAUAUCGAGAACACACAGAAUGAUAGAUCGGUUAGGAUAUCCCGCAAUGCUCCACGUCCAGCGUUGAACAACGUCACUAAUACCAUCGUGUCGCAACAGAAUACCGCACAGCAGACCUCGAUUAGAAGCCUGAAAAAUGCCCUGGCCAAGAGGGAGGGCAGUCGGAUCCCACAAUACAACAAGGACUCAUUUGUUCGGUCUAUCUUAUCCAGCGGAAAGAGCUUGACAAACAAAUCAGAAAACUUUAACGACGUUAGCUCGUCGUCUUCAGGUUCCAAUACUUCUCUGGGCAAAUUGAGCACUUCCUUGACUUCGGAAAAUAAAGAGAAUCAGGCUCCACUUCCGUAUGCUGCUAAUGCUAGAAGCUUACCUUCUAUCGAAGAAGAGGCUCGAGAUAAAAAUCACGAAAAGGAUCUAUUGCCAGAAUCACAGUCGUCUUUAAGCAGUAGCGAUAUCAAAUCAGAAAUAGAGGGUCCUCCCAGCAGGAUAUCUGCAAGGACAUUUGAUGCUGGGAAGAAGAGGCCAAUUUCUACUGUUGUGGAGCAAGAUGUGCCCAAGAAGUUCAAAGUAUGUGGCGAAGAUGGACAAGAAGAAUACGAAUGGGAGGACUUAGAUGCUGAGGACUCAAAUGAUCCCUUUAUGGUAAGCGAAUACGUCAACGACAUUUUCGAUUAUUUGAGUCAUCUGGAAGUUGUGACAUUACCAAGAGAAGAGGACCUCUACAAGCAUAGAAAUAUACGUCAGAAUAGAGAUAUUCUUGUCAACUGGCUGGUUAAAAUCCAUAAUAAAUUUGGUUUACUGCCGGAGACAUUGUACUUGGCGAUUAAUACCAUGGAUCGGUUUUUGUGUAAGGAAUUGGUGCAGUUGGACAAACUCCAAUUGGUUGGGACGUCCUGCCUAUUCAUUGCAUCCAAGUAUGAAGAAGUUUACUCCCCUAGUAUUAAGCAUUUCGCCUCUGAGACAGAUGGCGCAUGCACUGAGGAAGAAAUCAAAGAGGGAGAGAAAUUCAUACUGAAGACAUUGGGUUUUAACUUAAAUUACCCAAAUCCAAUGAACUUUUUGAGAAGAAUUUCCAAAGCAGACGAUUACGAUAUACAGUCACGAACACUUGCGAAAUUUCUUCUUGAGAUUUCUUUGGUAGACUUCAGAUUCGUUGGGAUACUACCGUCACUUUGCGCAGCCGCCGCAAUGUUUCUGUCAAGGAAAAUGUUGGGUAAAGGGAAAUGGGACGGUAACUUGACCCAUUACAGUGGCGGAUAUACCAAGGCUCAACUGGCUCCUGUAUGCCAUAUGAUAAUGGAUUAUUUGGUGAGCCCCAUAGUGCAUGAUGAAUUCCAUAGGAAAUAUCAAUCCAGGCGUUUCAUGAAAGCUUCAAUAAUAUCUGUUCAAUGGGCACUAAAGGUGAGGAAAAACGGGUACGAUAUAAUGACAUUGCAUGAAUAG
Molecule: messenger RNA, 1461 nt
Organism: Torulaspora globosa
Lineage: Eukaryota; Fungi; Ascomycota; Saccharomycetes; Saccharomycetales; Saccharomycetaceae
Product: cyclin family protein
Exons: 1
Coding region: 1-1461 (486 amino acids)
Biological process (GO): regulation of cyclin-dependent protein serine/threonine kinase activity; G2/M transition of mitotic cell cycle
Cellular component (GO): cytoplasm; nucleus; centrosome
Molecular function (GO): cyclin-dependent protein serine/threonine kinase regulator activity
Source: RefSeq, a predicted model, not a curated record